Messenger RNA from Papilio polytes (common Mormon), 3277 nucleotides. RefSeq names its product SH2B adapter protein 1 (gene Lnk). Gene Ontology annotation, biological process: intracellular signal transduction. The transcript has 5 exons. Lineage: Eukaryota; Metazoa; Arthropoda; Insecta; Lepidoptera; Papilionidae. The coding region runs from base 177 to 1643 and encodes 488 amino acids. The record is from RefSeq and is a predicted model, not a curated record. Gene Ontology annotation, cellular component: plasma membrane. Gene Ontology annotation, molecular function: transmembrane receptor protein tyrosine kinase adaptor activity.
CUAAACUUGUUUUCGCGAGAAUCUUGUGAGCAUCGUCAAUUUUAUUUUGAUUGCGAAAUUGUCAUAGAAUUAGAUAAGGAUUGGUGAAUCAGUGAGCUUAUCGGAAUAGUGUUAUUAUGUUUUAUGUGCAAUAGUCAAUCGCCAGCCAAGUGGAGCUCAUAAAGAAGUUGCUUGCCAUGGCCGGCCCGUCCGACGGCGAUCCCGACGGAUGGGUCGAGUUCUGCGACCGUCAGGCCAAAGCUGCCGCACAGGACUUCGCCAAGGCAUGCUUAAAUUACAUUCAGACGGGUGCUAAUGACCUUUCAAACCGACCUAACGUCUCACAAAAGGAAUUUUUAAAGAAAUUUGUCGACUGUUUCACUGAACAAUUUGACUUUGAGUUUGGUAAACUGAAAGCGCAACACAAGCUUCCAAACGGUACACAUACCGGCCACGAUGAAAGCGACUACUCGGAGGACACGGAUUCUCCGAAAACACAACAUAAACCAUUCUUUCGACGGUUAUCUUUCAAAGGUUUACGGCGUGGUAAAGGUCUAUUCCACAAACAAAAUUCUGACGAAGUUGAAUUGUCAUCUAAUUUGAAUAAGCACAGUAAAACGAAACUCGCGAAAAUUGUUGUUGAAUGUAGAAAGGAAGGAUUAGUUAAUUAUUUAACACCGGAGAGCUUAGAACAGCCUGGAAGUCCACAGAAGUGGGAGAAAUGUAGGUUAGCUUUAGUAAAAACAGUUGGAGGCUAUAUGUUAGAGUUUUAUUCACCACCAAAGGCUCAAAAGCCAAGGAGUGGUGUGUUUUGUUUUUUAAUAUCUGAAGCUCGGGAAACCACAGCUUUGGAGAUGCCGGAUCAUGAAAAUACAUUUGUUUUAAAGGCAGAUAACAAUAUGGAAUAUGUAAUAGAAGCAGCUGAUGUAGAUGAUAUGAAAUCGUGGCUGGCCACUAUAAAGUACUGUAUGCGGUCCGCGCCCACCACGCAGCCUCCGCCGGAGUCGCUGGCGGGGCUGCCGGAGCCCGCGCCCCCUGACCUGCCGCCGCGUCGAGACCUCCCACCCAGCACUAGUAAUGCUGACUUAACAAAUGACACUCCAGAAGAAGGGGAGUUAGGUUCAAUAGCGGAAGAGGCGUGUGCAGCUUCAGGACGUAUUUCGAUGUCGGAGUGGCCGUGGUUCCACGGCACGUUGGCGCGCUCGGCGGCCGCGGCCUGCGUGCUGGCGGGCGGCGCGGCCGCGCACGGCUGCUACCUCGUCAGACAGAGUGAGACCAGGCGGGGAGAGUAUGUACUCACUUUCAACUUCCAGGGUCGCGCUAAACACCUCCGUAUGACAUUAUCUGAUACCGGUCAGUGCCGGGUGCAGCACCUCUGGUUCCCCAACGUGCAGGAAAUGCUGGAGCACUUCCGUGCGCAUCCCAUCCCGCUGGAGUCUGGCGGCGCCGCUGACGUCACGCUCACACAGUUCGUCGUCUGCCAGGAUCAUGACAGACGACAAGUGAACUCCCAGCUUGGAGUGUCACUUGGUAGUAACGUGAGAAUGGGACGUGCGGAAAUGGAGGCUCUUAUAGUCGCAGCCAACACGCCCCAGCCCCAGCCUCAGCCUCAGUCCCAGUCCCAGGACACGCGGGCGGUGGACAACAAAUACAGCUUCGUGUAACAUUUGCUCUGCUAUAUACUGCCUUGCCACGGAUUAACUCCUGUCACUUUGACAACUGACAUCUGUCAGUUGACGUCAGUUUAGUAAUAUCAAAUGGGACACAGCCGUGAGAGGCGUAUCGGUUGAGUUUGUCAGAAAAUAGGUCAAUCGUUUACAGAUUAAAAAAUGGCUCGAAGGGAGGGCGUCAGUGAGCGCUAUUCACUUAUGCCUACCGUCUUCACUAGUCAUCGGUCAAUAUUAGUUGAAUUGUGUUGGAAAAUAAUUUUUAUCGUAUACUUUUAAAAAUUGUUAGACGUUUUCAGAUUUAAAUCCAAUCUUUAAUAAGUGAAUUAGAGGCAGAAUAGGGACAAGUAUAAAAGGAGUCUACAACUGACUUGAAGCAGUUUAAUGGUGACCUCAAAUUUCGUUUCAAAGCGGUGAUAGUCAACUAGGUCCGUGUAAGCCGGAACUAAUAUUUUGUUAAUCUAAUGUUUUAAACGAAAUUUCUGUUAUCUUAAACGGGAUUCUUAGGACCACUUUUUCCUUGCAAGCGCACUUUACGUAUUUAUAACUGCAACAUUAAAAGUUGGGUAGUCUUAAAUUUGCUGACUUUUAGGUUAUUUUGUGCAAUACCUUAUUUAAUUAGUGCAAAUAUAAAUUAAGAAAUAACUGUAGGAAAUUAUAUGUAGUAAUUUUGUUAUUUCAUUAUAUUUAUUGUUUGAUUUUGAUUUAAUUGUUAACUAGGAUAUUCGUAAGGCAUUUAUAGACGCUAUGCUGUUUAGUAUCAGGAAGUAUUCGUGUAAAGCUAUACCUAUAGAUAUAUAAACUAUAGAUACAUAAUCCAGAGUACAAAAGUGAGGCAUAAAAGCUUCUGAAAGACUCGUAAAUACCUUAGGACCUGUUCCACCAAAUUGUAAAUUGUCUGACAAUUCGACGUGUAAAAUAUAUGAUGGAAAUUUCCCUUAUCUGAGAGUGACAUCAUUUUUAAGCCUCUAGCAGCCAGUGGUGGGAUAGGCCCUUUAUGUUAUUUACAAGAUGACAUUUUAUAGACAGUGAAGUCAAACUUGUAAGAACCCUUCAUCUAUAGAUUAUAUAUCUACAAGAAAUGGUUGCUGUUUUUUUGUAUGAAUCUUUUGGCAAUUAUUAACAUACGGAUAGAAUAUAUUAAGAUUAUUGUAAUUAGUGCAGUUAUCCGCCCUUCCCCUUCCUACGUUUAUAUUUCCGUAAGUUACAUAUACAUUCCGUUAUAUGUACCUAACGACGAUUGUUAUAUGAAAUAUAUUUUUAUAUAAUAAAGAAAAGUCGUUAUAAAGUAUUUUUAAUGUAUUCCAUAAGUAUUCUAUAGUCAACUGCCAAUAUUACGUCAAUGUAUGUAGGAUAACUACCCACAUUUGCUUAUUGCAAUUAAAUCGAAACUAAGUUUCUUAGAAGCAUAAUCUAGUCAUAAAUACUUGAACAGUAUUUUAGAAUAUAAAAGGCUAGUUUGAAUCCAUUUUUGGAUUAAUUGAAAUCUGUAUCGAAUCUAUAUUUAGAUUUAUAGAAAAACAGAAGCGAAAUAAAGCUACUGAACUGAUAUUUACAAGACUUUAAAAUCAAUUUUUAAUAUAAAUCAUCUAAGAGCGCGCAAUUUGACUAAACUAUCGCACAACUGUUGA